Messenger RNA from Rhizophagus irregularis DAOM 181602=DAOM 197198, 425 nucleotides. The record is from RefSeq and is a predicted model, not a curated record. NCBI's taxonomy places the organism in Eukaryota, Fungi, Glomeromycota, Glomeromycetes, Glomerales, Glomeraceae.
AUGGCCCAAAAGUCCCCAAGGGUAAAGUCCCCAAGGGUAAAGAUUUCAAUGGUCCAAAAGGUCCCGAUUUCGAUGGCCCAAAAGUCCCCAAGGAUUUCGAUGGCCCAAAAGUCCCCAAGGGUAAAGAUUUCGAUGGUCCAAAAGGUCCAAAGGGUAAAGAUUUCGAUGGUCCAAAAGGCCCAAAGGGUAAAGAUUUCGAUGGUCCAAAAGGUCCCGGUCCUAAAGAUGGACCAAAAUUUCCCCCUAAAGCAAAAUAAAUGAAAUUUUAAUCUAAAAAAAUAUUAUAAGUUUAGUAUGUCAUUAAUUAUGAAUUAUUAGUUUUAGAGAUAUGAUUAAUUUACAUUAUAAUUCCUUAAAUUAAAUGUAUCGUAAUUAAUAUUUAUUUUUUCUAUGAAUAAAUGAUAAGUAAAAUCGUAUAUUUAUUU